This is a messenger RNA of Cyclopterus lumpus (lumpfish), 1264 nucleotides long. RefSeq names its product endothelin-1-like. NCBI's taxonomy places the organism in Eukaryota, Metazoa, Chordata, Actinopteri, Perciformes, Cyclopteridae. Gene Ontology annotation, biological process: regulation of systemic arterial blood pressure by endothelin; vein smooth muscle contraction; intracellular calcium ion homeostasis. Bases 120 to 572 code for a protein of 150 amino acids. The transcript is spliced from 5 exons. The record is from RefSeq and is a predicted model, not a curated record. Gene Ontology annotation, cellular component: extracellular region. Gene Ontology annotation, molecular function: hormone activity; endothelin B receptor binding; endothelin A receptor binding.
GAGGAGGAGGAGGAGGAGGAGGAGCGCUAUCAGCGCCAGCUGGAGAGACACCCACCGCCUCCACCGACAGCCAGCUGCGGCGCCAUGUGCGGACCAAACGCUGCUCCUGCGCCACUUUCAUGGACAACGAGUGCGUCUACUUCUGCCACCUGGACAUCAUUUGGGUCAACACCCCCGAGCGCGUGGUCGCGUACGGACUGGGCAACGCUCCCAGAACGAGGCGCGCGGUCUCGGACUCCAUGGCAACCCGCACGGAGCCUCGCUGCCAGUGUCUGCGACCAAACGACGCCGCGUGUCGACACUUCUGCCGGCUGGAGAACCGCCCCAGGUUUGAGGCGUCCCCAGACGCGCGGGUCCGCUCCGCCGGGGGCGACGGGUGUGCGCAGGCGCAGUGCAAGCCACAGCCGGCCGCCGACACGGGCGGCAUUAAGAGGACGAGGAACGGCAACGAGAAGCGGGUGUCCCCUCUGGCAAUCAGGGCCGCCUUGAGAACCCGUCUGCUGCUCAAGAAGUGGCGGGCGAGGCAGCGGCACCGGGCGAGAGCGUGGGAGGCCGAGAGCGCGGCCUCCUAAAGACGACGGAACGACCUCCGCACCUCGUCGCCUUCGUGGAAGCAGAGGGCUUCUCCAGCUGGACUCGGUUGCACUUCAUGAGACAAGACCAACGAGGCUCAGAGACACUUUUAGGGGGAGCUCAGGUGAAGGGAGACAAGCCGCACAGAGGACUUGGCCUCGGUCUGCAAAAACCAAGGACGUUCAUCCCGGAGGGGUCACGGUCGGACCCUUUGGACUCAAAGAAACAACCAAAUAGCAUUUAAAAACUUGACAUUACUGGAAGGAUUUAAGAUAACAGAAAGUACAAAUCUAUGCUGUAUAUGGAUGAAGGCGGUCCUGCAUUUUUAUGUUUCAAUAUGCCAUUAUACAGCUGCAAAAGCAGGCCGUUAUAAAAGUGUGUAAUAGAGUGGACCUCUGUCCACUGACUGAAACCACCCAGCAGCUCGUCUCCCGUGUGGCUGGUCACUGUAGCGAUGCUGUACAGUAGCUGCUAGGAGCUUCGUCAUGCUGAUGUCAUCACAGAUUUCCUCUGCAUUGGUCGUAAUUUAAUUAUUUUUCACUAGAUAUGCGAUGAUGUACGUGUGCUAUUUAUUUAUUCUUUUUACACAUUGUAAUUCGAUGGCCAUAUUGGUCCGUCACAUGUUUUGGGUUUGUCAUUUCUAUGAAAUGUUUUGUUGCCAAAUUUUGGCCAAACUGAAAUAAAAAUUUGU